Amblyraja radiata (thorny skate) is the source of this 2266-nucleotide messenger RNA. RefSeq names its product solute carrier family 18 member 2 (gene slc18a2). Lineage: Eukaryota; Metazoa; Chordata; Chondrichthyes; Rajiformes; Rajidae. The transcript has 16 exons. Gene Ontology annotation, cellular component: synaptic vesicle membrane; terminal bouton. Bases 188 to 1750 code for a protein of 520 amino acids. Gene Ontology annotation, molecular function: serotonin:sodium:chloride symporter activity; xenobiotic transmembrane transporter activity. The record is from RefSeq and is a predicted model, not a curated record. Gene Ontology annotation, biological process: xenobiotic transport; aminergic neurotransmitter loading into synaptic vesicle; transmembrane transport.
CACCGCAGCGCCGAGGAGAAGCUCUCGACCGACCUAGCUCCUGGUCGCAAGACGCCCCUUCCAAGCCGGAGCCAGCGAGACUGAAGUCACUUUCACACAGUGCACUGCAGAGGGGAGUGGGCAACGCUGGACUGGCCACUCGGCAUACACUGUCAAAUAAGAAGUUACUGUGUGAGCGCCGGGAACAAUGGGUGCAUUGGAGAGCCUGAGAGAGUUUAGUUUCUUGCGCUGGUUAAGGGAGGGCCGGCAGUCUCGGAAACUGAUCCUUCUCAUCGUCUUCAUCGCGCUGAUGUUGGACAACAUGCUGUUGACCGUGGUGGUGCCCAUCAUUCCCAGUUACCUGUACGCUCUCCAACAUCAAUCACCAGCAGAAAACCCAGUGGCAAGUCCUGAAGUUAUUUCGGCAACAAGAUUUCAAAAGAUAUAUUCCUAUUACGACAACUUGACAAUGGAAACUGGAAAGGAUGGCGAGCGAGGAGGGAAUGAAAUCAAUGCCACUCAGCCUGCAGUCGUCAAUUCCACAACUGCACCUGGCUCCAACUCGAGCUGUUUAAAGCACAAAGACCUGCUGAAUGAGAAUGUAGAAGUUGGUUUGUUGUUUGCUUCCAAAGCCACUGUUCAGCUUGUAACCAAUCCUUUCAUUGGACCGCUGACAAACAGGAUAGGAUAUCAGCUCCCAAUGUUUGCAGGGUUUAUCAUCAUGUUUAUUUCAACAAUUAUGUUUGCUUUCUCAAAGACUUAUGUGCUACUCUUCAUUGCCCGAGCUCUGCAAGGUGUAGGGUCUUCUUGCUCUUCUGUGGCAGGAAUGGGGAUGCUGGCUAGCGUUUAUACUGAUGAUGAAGAAAGGGGUAAUGCUAUGGGCAUCGCUUUAGGAGGCAUGGCUUUGGGUGUUUUGGUGGGCCCACCAUUUGGCAGUGUGAUGUUCGAAUUUGUGGGGAAAACAACACCAUUUCUUUUCCUGGCAUCACUGGCAUUGCUGGACGGAGCCUUACAGCUGUUUAUCCUCCAGCCGUCUAAACCACAACCAGAAAGUCAAAAGGGGAGCUCACUGUUUACACUUUUACGUGACCCUUACAUAUUGGUCGCUGCAGGAGCCAUCUGCUUUGCAAACAUGGGCAUUGCCAUGAUGGAACCAGCAUUGCCUAUUUGGAUGAUGGAGACCAUGUGUUCGCCAAAAUGGCAACUGGGCGUUGCAUUUGUUCCAGCAAGUGUCUCAUAUCUAAUUGGAACUUACAUCUUUGGUAUCCUUGCACAUAAAAUAGGCAGGUGGUUGUGCUCUCUGCUGGGAAUGAUCAUCGUUGGAAUAAGCUUUAUUUUUGUGCCGUUUGCCAAAAAUAUUUACGGACUUAUUGUACCAAACUUUGGAGUUGGUUUUGCCAUAGGAAUGGUGGAUUCCUCAUUGAUGCCAAUUAUGGGCUAUCUAGUGGAUCUACGGCAUGUCUCUGUAUAUGGAAAUGUUUAUGCAAUAGCAGAUGUGGCAUUUUGUAUGGGCUUUGCAUUAGGCCCUUCAACUGGUGGAGCCAUUGCUGAAACAAUAGGAUUUCCUUGGUUGAUGGCAAUUAUUGGAAUCAUUGACAUACUAUAUGCUCCACUGUGCUUUUUUCUUCGAAGCCCUCCUGCCAAGGAAGAAAAGAUGGCUAUUUUGAUGAAUCAAAAUUGCCCUGUUAAAACCAAAAUGUACACAACUCAAGACUACUUUCAUAAAGCCCCUAUGAUUGAUGAUGAGGAAGAAUCUAGGAGUGAUGAAUGAUUGGAGCCAUGCCAUUUUCUUUGCACUAUUAUCUUAAUGUAUAUUCAAGUGUUAUGUGAUCUGUCCCAUAAAUUAAUAUCUAAAUUGUUUAAUUAUUCUACCAUGAAAGCAUACCAAAGUUGCAACCUUAUUUAUCCAGAUUUAGAAUUAUUUAGAAAUGCAACUAAAUGGAGUUUGGGCUAGGGUAAAAAAAAGGUUGAAUAAAAUUACCAGCAGCCUUAUAAAAUUGUGAUAUUUAUUUAAAUUUGCUAGUCAGAACUAUGAUUUCAAAACAUUUAAUUGAAGACAGUAUAUUUUAUAAUCUUGCAUUUAUUAAUGAAGAUGGCCUUUGUCUGCUCAGUUUUUCCCAAUAUGUGUUAAUUGUUCUAAAUGUUUUCUUUGAAUAAAACAGAUAUGCGAUUAUAGGUCUGCAAAUUAGUUGCCAAAAGUAAAGUUCACCAGUUAAGUGACAAAUGAAUGAAACAAUUCCUUCUGCAAAGUUUACAGCUUUAGUUUAGUUAAGAUAUGCAUCAUGGA